CUCCCUCCCUCCCUUCCUUCCCUCCCGCGCGAAACCGCCCGCCGCGCACACGGCCAGAAAAAAUCCACCUCCGCCGAGCCUGCUGCUGGUCUUUUCUCUUGCCCGCCCCCUCUGUAGUCUUCUUGCGACUUUCCACCCGCCACUCUCCAAGACAAAACCUCGUCUACGCCGCCGCCCGUCCACUGUCCACUGUGCACAAUUGCGACCGCCCUCCCCAUCGCCAGAAUCCAGCGUCCGACGACAUCCGCUUCGAUCGACCGACAUCAUGCCUGCCAAAAAACAGUGGGACGAAGAGGAGUCCGACUCUAGCACUCCUCCUUCCUCGCCUCCUAUCAAUGCCGCCCGCCGCCGCCAGUUCGGCGACGAAGAGGACGAUAGCGAUGUGCUCGAGUCGUGGGACGCCGCCGAGGAUUCCGAAGUAGAGCGCGAGAAGGAGCGCAAGGCCGCCGAAACCAAGGCCAAGCUCGCCGCCGAAGCCGCCGCGAACAAGAAGAGCAAAGCCGAGCGCAUCGCCGGUCACCAGGCUGAGCGGGCCCGCCAGCGUGCCGAGGAGGGUGAGGAGAGCGAGGAAGACGACGAGACCGAGGCCGAACGCCGUGAGCGCCUGCGCCGCACCGAACAGGAGGCCGACCUCCGACAUGCAGAGGAUCUUUUCGGUACCGUGGGCCUCAACAGCGGCCGAAAGGCUCCUACGAUUGGUGCCGCCGUCGUCGUCGAUUCCAAGGAUCCCACCAACACCGUGAACCUGGCUGCUCUCCCGCUUUUUAACCCUCAGACCAAGAAGCAGUUCGAGCAGAUGCGCACCACCCUUGCUCCCAUCAUUUCCGGCAACGGCAAGAAGGCCCACUAUGGCCUUUUUCUCGAAGAGUUCGUGAGGGAGCUGGCCAAGGAGAUGAACAGCGACCAGGUGAAGAAGGUUGCUAGCGCCUUGACUCGUCUGAGCAACGAGAAGAUGAAGGACGAGAAGGCUGCCGACAAGGGCGGCAAGAAGUCCAAGGCCGCCAAGACCAAGACGUCUCUGGUCACCAGCCGCCCCAACACAACGGACGUCUCCACCUAUGAUGAAGAAGCGUUUGGGGAUGAUGACUUCAUGUGAAGCAACCAAAGGGUUUCACACUUGGCUGCUUGCCCCCUCGUCGCUGGCAUAUGACAUCAACGUACUCGAUUCGAAUCAGGUGUCGGUUCGCGUCAAUAUCAGCCUGCCCAGCAGCGUCACGCGGGCAGGGAUGGACAUGGGGCAUUUUAGAAUGGCCUUGCGCCUAUCCACACUCCGGCUCAGGCUCCGACUAUGAUGCCGACGCCAGCCUCCAACACAAGCAACAACGAGGGGCCGAGAGAUGCGGAUGGCGGUGGGGGCGUGACUUGAGCAUGUAAUGAGAGGUGCUCGCAUGGAACUGGGGGCAUUUAUAGAUGAAUUCUUGUCAGAGGGCAAACGGCAGACUGUUGCUCGGCUUAUGGCUGCCGUCUCCCUCCUACAGCAGGGACCACGACAGCAGUAAGGACAUGCUUGAAAGGGGGAAAUGUGACCAGGAUUAGAAUGCAAAAGCAACUCGGCCUGAAAUUGAUCACCAUUUACAUGAC
Messenger RNA from Purpureocillium takamizusanense, 1581 nucleotides. RefSeq names its product Translation initiation factor 3 subunit J component (gene HCR1). The record is from RefSeq and is a predicted model, not a curated record. Gene Ontology annotation, molecular function: translation initiation factor activity. Gene Ontology annotation, cellular component: eukaryotic translation initiation factor 3 complex; cytoplasm. Lineage: Eukaryota; Fungi; Ascomycota; Sordariomycetes; Hypocreales; Ophiocordycipitaceae. The coding region runs from base 266 to 1096 and encodes 276 amino acids. The transcript is spliced from 4 exons.